Molecule: messenger RNA, 2680 nt
Organism: Pantherophis guttatus
Lineage: Eukaryota; Metazoa; Chordata; Lepidosauria; Squamata; Colubridae
Source: RefSeq, a predicted model, not a curated record
GGUCCCGACUUGGAAAACCAACCUUUCAUCCUUGAUGGAAAUAUGCAAGAACCGUUUCUUAGGCAACAGGACUGGAAUAUUUUUUAAGUUUUAAAAAACAACACGCUAUUCAAAAACGGCUCAGGCAGAUGCCUCCUUGACUCACUGGAGUAUAUGGGGUGGAGGAUGUUGUCUUUCCAGGUGCAGUACCGGCAGCUGUUCCAAAUGGUGAUUGUAUUAGGAAUGAGUGGUACCCUCCUUAUUGGCUUCCAGGUCUCUGUGAUCACCUAUCCAUCCCAGGACAUCAAGAGUUUCAUCAAUGAGACGUGGCUGCAGCGAUAUGGUGUGUCUCUCCCGCCAGAUAGGCUGGCUGUGUUGUGGUCCUUCAUCAUCUCCAUCUACUGCCUGGGGGGUCUUUUGGGCUGUUUAUGGAGCGGCUCACUGGCUGUGAGAUACGGAAAAAAGAAAACUUUAAUUUGCAGCAAUUUUAUUAUAAUCGUGGGAGCUCUUCUUAUUGGUUCCAGUAAGAUGGCCAGGUCUUUUGAAAUUAUUCUAAUGGGCCGUUUCCUUUAUGGCAUCAGUGCAGGACUCUGCCUGAAUAUCCAUGGGCCCUAUCUCGGUGAAAUUUCCCCCAAGAAGUUCCGAGGCCUGGCCACCACCACAGCAGCUAUAUUUUUCUCCCUUGGAAAAGCGUUGGGGCAAAUCCUGGGCUUAAGAGACCUUUUAGGCACCGAGGCCCUGUGGCCCCUCCUGCUGGCCCUGUGUGGCUUCCCAGCCCUGCUGCAGCUGCUGCUGCUGCCGUUUUUCCCGGAGUCACCCCUGUACUUCCUGAUACAGAGGAAGGAUGCCGAUGCCUGCCGAAAAGCAAUGAAAGACCUCUGGGGUGAAAGGCAUCAGCAAACGGAAAUCGAGGAGGCAUUGAAAGAGAUGGCCAUUGCAGGCUCCAAGAACUUGAGUAUCUGGGAAGUGGUGAGACAGCCCAGCUUGCGAUGGCCAUUGCUUAUCGCCAUUCUGCUGGUUGCAAGUUUGCAGCUCUGUGGCCUGAGUGCAAUAUACUUCUAUGCUUUUGAAGUCUUCCGCACUGCCAGGCUUGAAGAGCCACUCAUCCCUUAUGUCACUCUGGGCAUUGGUCUCUGCGAAUUUGCCUCUGUGGUCCUGUGCAGCUGCAUCAUUGACCGCCUGGGCCGGAGAGUUCUGCUGUGGGGCGGGUUUGGGAUGAUGGCCUUCACAUUGGCCCUCCUCGUCCUCACUCUGUCUCUCCAGGAUCAGUCUCCCUGGAUUUCCUACAGCAGCAUCGCCCUCAUCUUCCUCUUCAUAACUUUCUAUGGAAGUGGUCCGUCUGGUGCCAUCUUCUCUGUCAUGGUGGAGAUUUUCCGUCCUGAUGCACGACCAUCCGCCCUUGCCGUGGCUGGCUCGUUCAGCUGGUUGGGCCUCUUUAUCACCGGCAUAGGCUUUCCCUUUGUGGUGGAGGCCCUUGGCCACUACUGCUUCCUCAUCUUCUUCGGUGUGCUCAUUGGAAUGGGACUUUUCACCUACCUCUUCAUUCCAGAGACAAAGGGGAGGUCCAUCCUAGACAUCACAGAAGACCUCAACAGGAUCCCUCUGGGGAAGAGGAGCACAUUACCUGCUCUGGAAAGAAGCUCUGCCCCCAGGAGCCACAGCCUUUGCACCAAGUUAUGACCACAGCCCUGAAAGCUCUGCAAAAACAGGCUUUGAUGCCUAAGCCAAAGAGAUGAGGGAGGAGAGGGGCAGGUGCAGAGAGGAGAGGUGCUCUUGAUGGAUCAGGGCAGCCAGGGAAAAGGCCUCAUGCGCUUCCCUCCUUCCAUUGGAGCCGGAAAGCCAAGAUUCUUUGUCAGGCGUGACAGGCACAGCUCUGGGGACUAUGAAGCUUCUGGGGUCUACCACAAAAGUCAACUAAAAAAAAAAACCCUAAUAUCACAAUGUGUGUAUCCUAAAAUUAUAUAUAUUUAAAAUAUUUGAUUAUAUUUAUAUUUGCUGCAAUGGGCCAGAGUGGAUGGGAUUAUUUUGACUCAAUAGAUUAAUUCUGACCAAGCCUUGGUGGGAUGGAGGCACUUAGCUCACCUCCCACAGAUGUUGAUUCUGUCUUUACAGCCUACAUGAAUCUGGGUGCAGGACUAAGCAAAGAAAAUUAGAUAUAUAAUUCAUAUUGAAGAAAUGAAGAAAAACAAUACAAAUUAUGAAAGAAAAAAGUAAGGAAAGUAAAUAAAAGUAAUAUAUAUGUAAGUGAAAAUGCAAAUAAAAAUAGAGAAUAGAAAGAAAAGAAAGAAAAGAAAAAGAGACGUGGCUUCUGAUCUUCUUAACAGCAGAGAAUAAGGGCAUUUAUAUCUUACCUUCUCUCUCUCUAAGGUUGCUGACAAGUUCCUUCCUUCCUUUUCAUUAUCAAAUAUAUAAAUAACAAGCUCAUUUUUUUCAUGUUUCAACAAAAAGUCCAUAAGGGGUUUUCAGUCACUAAUAAAUGUAAUUAUUGUCCUUUCUCUAAUCAAGAAAAUCAGUUUUGCCAUCUCUGCUAAUCCUGUCAUCUUCACAAGCCCUAACAGGGAGAAGUCAUGCCAAUCAAGGGUCCAGACAAGGAUGGAUACCUGCUCCCAUUUCUUCAAUCUGUACAUUAAUGAUAUCCUAAAUGUCCUUCAUUCACCUGACAUGCUUAUGCCUAAAAUUAAAAAUAAACAUCUAAACAUUC